Messenger RNA from Punctularia strigosozonata HHB-11173 SS5, 1593 nucleotides. RefSeq names its product CNDP dipeptidase. The coding region runs from base 15 to 1460 and encodes 481 amino acids. Gene Ontology annotation, molecular function: metallodipeptidase activity. The transcript has 8 exons. The record is from RefSeq and is a predicted model, not a curated record. Lineage: Eukaryota; Fungi; Basidiomycota; Agaricomycetes; Corticiales; Punctulariaceae. Gene Ontology annotation, biological process: proteolysis.
CAGCGCCUCCCAGGAUGUCCGCCGCGCCCAAGGUUCUCGAAUAUAUCGACAGCAACGUUGACAAGUUCAUCGAUCGUCUCGCAGAGGCGGUCGCUAUUCCUAGUGUCAGCGGAGAUGCUUCUCAUCGCGAGGAUGUCUUCAAAAUGGCGAGCUGGCUCGAGAGACAGCUCAACUCUUACGGCGUAGAAACGAAAAGAGUGGACCUCGGCACACAUGAAAUGGAUGGCCAGACGCUCAAGCUGCCCGAUGCCAUCGUGGGCCGUAUUGGCUCGGAUCCGAGCAAGAAGACCAUCCUCAUUUAUGGUCAUUUUGAUGUACAGCCGGCAUUCAAAAGCGAUGGCUGGGAUACCGAGCCUUUCACUCUGGUCGUUGAUGAGAAGACUGGACGAUUGAUCGGCCGGGGGUCAACAGACGACAAGGGCCCUAUUCUGGGCUGGCUCAACGUACUCGAGGCGCAUCACGCACUCGGUCUCCCGCUCCCAGUCAACCUUCGCUUCUGUUUCGAGGGUAUGGAAGAAAGUGGGAGCGAAGGCCUGGAUGACGCUAUCGAGGCCGAAGUCAAGAAAGGCAAGGAUGGCUGGUUCCAUGGCGUUGAUUGUGUCUGCAUUUCCGACAAUUAUUGGCUCAACGAUCGCACCCCUUGCUUAACGUAUGGUUUACGGGGCCUUACUUACUUCAAGGUUACUGUUACUGGUCCUGCACGAGACCUGCAUUCGGGUGUAUUCGGGAGGACUGUACACGAACCGAUGACGGACCUGAUCAUACUCAUGUCUAAGCUCGUCGACCCGAACGGCAACAUUCUCAUACCCGGCGUGGAUGACAUGGUCAAGCCCGCCGACGCCGACGAGCUGGCCAUCUACGACAAGCUCGACUACUCCGUGUCCGACAUCGAUGCCUCUGCCGGUGCCUCGAUUUCCCUAUCUGAUGACAAGGCGCAGGUGAUCAUGGGCCGUAUGCGCCAACCCUCGCUCUCGCUUCACGGCAUCGAGGGUGCGUUCUAUGGCGUGGGCGCAAAAACAGUGAUACCUGCAAAGGUGUCCGGCAAGUUCAGUAUCCGGCUGGUCCCUCCUCAGACCCCUGACAAUGUCAAUCCGCUGGUCUACAAGUUCAUUGAACAGGAGUUUGCCAAGCUGAACAGCAAGAACAAGCUGAUCAUCGAGGAGUUGCAUGGUGGUAAACCCUGGGUGGCGGAUCACAGGCACUGGAACUACGAGGCCGCGAAGAAGGCUACUGAAGCUGUGUACAAGAAAACGCCGGAUCUAACACGAGAGGGUGGAUCGAUCCCGGUCACUUUGACUUUUGCGGAGCAAUUAGGUGUUAAUGUGCUUCUGCUUCCGAUGGGCCGCGGCGAUGACGGGGCACAUUCAACCAAUGAGAAGCUGGACAAAUCCAACUUCAUCCAGGGUACCAAACUGUUGGGCUCAUACCUAUAUGAGGUCGCUGCUAUCACAUCGAACUAGGAGGGUCAUUACAGUCAUGCGUAUGCUGUGCCAUAUCUUCGGGAUCUGUUUCGCAGAUGCUUGCUGUACUGCUUCGAUCAGUCAUCACGUCACUCUCAGGCGUUCAUAGUUCAAUGAGAUGCGGAUUUACCGC